Molecule: messenger RNA, 312 nt
Organism: Belonocnema kinseyi
Lineage: Eukaryota; Metazoa; Arthropoda; Insecta; Hymenoptera; Cynipidae
Product: protein GVQW3-like
Exons: 1
Coding region: 1-312 (103 amino acids)
Source: RefSeq, a predicted model, not a curated record
AUGGCCAAAUGCCGAGAGCAACGCGCAGCUGUGAAAUUUGGUUUCUUGUUGGGGAAAUCUGCCGCGGAAACUAUUGUAAUGCUUAAGACUGCUUAUGGGGAUGCUGCCCUAUGUAAAAGCAGAGUCUACGAGUGGUUUUCAAGUUUUGAAAAUGGAGAAAUGUCAAUUGAAGACCAACUCCGUUCAGGAGUUUUAUCCGAAGAUGUCCACAUGGGAAGAGUUGAAGCCAAAUUUGUCCCUCGUCUUCUCACAGGCGAGCAAAGGGAGCGUCGACUUCAGGCAUUAUUUGAGCCCUCUCCGCUCUCUUCGUAA